AUGGAAGAAGAGACAACUGAAAUUGUAGAAAGUGUCGAUGAAAAAAGAUUAUUAAGAAAGUUAGAUGUAAGGAUCAUUCCCUUAUUUACACUUCUUUAUAUCCUUUCUUUCUUGGAUAGAGUUAAUAUUGGAAACGCGAAAUUAGCUCAUUUGGAACGUGAUCUUGGUCUAACCGGGAAUGAAUAUAAUUGGGCUUUAAGUAUAUUUUUCGUGACCUAUGUAAUAUGCGAAAUUCCAUCCAAUAUUAUAAUAAUUAAAAUCAAACCUUCAAUUUGGAUUGCAUCUCUCAUGGUUGGAUGGAGUGUCGUAAUGAUAAUUAUGGCAUUCGUGAAAAAUUAUACUCAGUUAUUGGUAACAAGAUUAUUGUUAGGAGUUUUUGAAGCUGGUCUUUUUCCUGGUGUCAUAUUUCAUAUUACAAGAUGGUAUAGGAGAACUGAGCAAAAUUAUCGUGUUAGUUUGUUUUUCUCUGGUUGCUUGAUCGCUGGUGCAUUUAGUGGACUUUUGGCAUUUGCCAUUAUGUAUUUGGAUGGUAGAUUUGGACUUAGUAGUUGGCAAUGGGCACAGGAUGAACGAAAGACAAUCAUUGAUCGUUUACAGCUUGAUUCAGCAAACGUUAACACAACUAAUUUGGACAAAUAUCAAAUUUACGAAGCCUUUAAGGAUUGGAAAAUUUACAUAGCAUUAUCAAUACAAUUUAUUGUAUCAAUGCUCGGAUAUUCAUUCUCAUUCUUUCUUCCGUCGAUUGUAAAUGGACUGGGAUUUGGUUCUGUCAUUUCUCAACUCCUUUCCGUUCCGCCAUAUAUAGUGGGAAGUUUUACAACGGUCACGGUUGCAAUAUUAUCUGAUCGACGCAAAAUUCGUGGUCCAUAUUUGAUACUUUGUUCAUUAGUAGCAAUUGUAGGAUACGUAUUACUUGUGGUACCGAGUUCUAGUAUUGCCAUAAAAUACACUGGGGCUUGUGUUGUUGGAAUGGGAUUAUUCGUAUGUAUUCCUAUAUCAAUUACGUGGUUAAUGAAUAACCUAGCAGGCGACUCGAAACGCGCAGUAGGUAGUGCAAUGUUAGUAUCUAGUGGAAACGCGGGUGGAUUAUUAGCCGCACAAAUAUAUCAACCUAAAGAUGCGCCAGCCUAUAAAACUGGCCAUACUAUUGCCAUAUUUCUUUUAAUAGUUGCUAUAAUCUUAUCAAUGGUUCAAUAUUAUUUAUUAAAUAGAGUAAAUAAACAUAAAAUUAACGAUCCAGACCGAUUUUUAAAAGGAAAAAAUAAAGAGGAGGCUGUGAUAUUGGGAGACAAACAUCCAUCAUUUGUUUAUUCCUUGUAA
Molecule: messenger RNA, 1320 nt
Organism: Dentiscutata heterogama
Lineage: Eukaryota; Fungi; Glomeromycota; Glomeromycetes; Diversisporales; Gigasporaceae
Source: the annotation of a GenBank genome assembly